GAAAGAGAGAUUUGCGUGUUAAAUAUUCGCGGCAAUUAAUACACGCGUCGGAGCAUUGUGCGCGGUGUGAUUAAGAUGUCGAGAAUGCAAACGCAAGGUCGAUCUUAAUCUCUCGAUCCGCGAGUGUCCGUUUGAUAUCAACAAGAUUCUCCGAAUGGAAUUCCUCUAAUGGAAAUCACGCACAUGAUUGACGACGUCGAAGCGAGAGAGCAUUCGCGUCCCGUCAUCGUGAGAAUGUAACGCGAUUCAAUCGGUUAUUACGUAUAAAAAUGCGGAAAAACACACACACACGCGCGCGACUUAAGGCCGCGAUUUAUGGAAAUAUCCCGGCCGCGAGACUUUCACCGAUGUCGACGAUUUCUCGAAUUAACGGGCGAAUCAAUUUGCGCCGAUGGAGUAUCCGUCGGACUAGCAGAAAUUAUUAGUCAUCGGACUUAGAUCAUCCGACGAAAGUGUUUCUCGGAACAUUCGAGGGGAUCGUUCAGGGUCGAAGAAGUCAAUUGCAGGCUCAAGUCGGCGAGGGAGUCGGAUCGCGAUCCGCGAGCGAGAAGAAAGCGGCAACCCCGAGCGGAGGAUCGGCUCCAGAAAAACGGCUAAGUGAUCCCUCUCGCCGAGGAAACUCGACUCGUUGGGCGAGUCCCCGUAAAUCAGUAUCCGUUCGGGAUGAAAUUAGUGUCAGCUGGAGGAUACUAUGAUGCGUCUCGGUACGCGAAGUCGUUCUCGCUCGGUGCUUCGCGAGCCGAGGCGAGCGCGAGGUGGAAUUAAGCAGCGCGCGUUUCGAAGAACACGACGAUUUAUGAUUUCACUCUUCUUCUCUCCUGGCGAGCGAGCGAAUGAGCGAGCGAAAGACGACGGCGUUUACAUUACCGGCGCAAUUUGCCUCUCGUAAAUAACCGCCUUGUCACUCGUAUAUUUGAUUGAGCCGAGCGGAAGAAUGCGCUAAAAAAGGGAAACCAGUAUGCAAAGCUGGCUCAGCUCUCAAGUCGACUUGCGGAAGUGCCGUUCACGUUUGAACGUACAAAAUAACGACUGACUGAGCGCGAAGUUAUUCCGCGUUGAUUAGUCCUUAAUUUACAAUCGAGCGUACCGAUAAGAGCUGGAGAUAACUUUGUUUCGAUAAAACGGAGGAGGACUAAUCGAGGAGAAUGUGACCGGGGCUGGACAAUUUCUUAUCGCCAGAAUCAGGUCUGCACGUUAUAUAAACUGUACGUCGAGUCGUGACUGACUUUGUGAGCGUUUAUGUUUGAGUAGAUUUACCACUUGAGUCGAAAUCACGUUUCGGGAUUGAAAGAAACAUUCAAUCUCUAUCGUCGAGAGAAGCGCGGCUCACGCACGGAGCUCGUCCAAUCGAAUAUUUCCUGCAACGGGGAAAAUCUUGAACCCAUCGAAGGCUAAGUUGAUGUACAUGGAGCUCUUCACCAUCGAGAUAAGUCCGAGGAAACCUGGUCGUUGGACGCACACAAGACUCGGACAUAGAGCGAAGCGAAGAGCCGGCGGUGGAACCGAGAUAGAGCGGACGCGCGUGGAAGAUCAAGAGUCGCGUUCCUUCGAUCGGCCGGACGAUAACGUUAAGGCUCUUGCACAAAUUUCCGGUAUUUGCCAAGGGAGUGGGAGCACGAGCGGCUGCUUACGGCUCGUCCGAUUAUCGUACGAAGGGAUCGCGUACGAAGGACCUCAUGCGAAGAAUACGGGAUGAACUAUUUCGGGCAGGAGAGCCUGAACGGACUCCGGUCCGUUCCUUCCGAUAUUGCGUGUGACGCGCUGUAGGAAGACGUGAUGAGCGAGUACGAACGAAUCAAGCGUUCGUGCUUGAAACGAGGUGAGCUCUGGGAGGAUCCAGAAUUUCCAGCGACGCAAGCGUCGGUCUUUUAUCACCAGACACCUCCGUUCCAGUUUCAAUGGAAAAGGCCGAAGGAAUUGUGCAAUCGACCCAUCUUCGUCAGCGAUGCGCCGGCUCAGUUCGACGUCAUUCCCGGGAAGAUGGGUGACAAGUGGCUGGUGUCAUGCCUGGGUGUGCUGCACCUCAGCAAGGGUCUGUUCUACAGGGUGGUACCGGCCGACCAAGGCUUCGGAAGCGGCGGAGAGCCGCCGGGCUCGCCAACCGCCGAGUACGCCGGGGUCUUCAGGUUUCGACUAUGGUGGUGCGGCGCGUGGGUGGAGGUUCUCGUCGACGACCGACUACCGGCGGUCCACGGCAGACUGGCCUUCGUCCAAAGCCGCCACAGCGAUCAGUUUUGGCCGGCACUGCUGGAGAAAGCGUAUGCCAAACUUCACGGCUCUUACGAGGCGCUCAAGUACGGCACACUGUUGGACGGUUUGUCCGAUCUCACGGGCGGCAUCACCGAGAGCAUCGCGAUUCGCCAGGACCCCACGGCGUGCGGACGCGCGCUUGCGAAACUUUUGGACAUGACGUCCCUCAUCACUUGUACAGUAAACAACAAUCAGCAGCAACAGAUACGUGCCAGCACAGAGAAGCUCGCCAAUGGCAUACAAAUGGGAAUCAAUUACAGGCUGUACGCGAUCGAGAGGGUGGAAACUUUUGGCGGGGAGGCGGUGCAAUUGGUGAAACUGAGGAACCCUCUCGGACCCGGUGGAGAAUAUGUGGGCGCUUGGGCGAGAGGCGGCCUCGAGUGGGACGAAGUGCCGGCGAUGGAGAGGGAGCGGUUAGCCGUGAGGAACAUGGCCGAGGGCGAAUUUUGGAUAUCGUACUCCGAUUUCGUUAAGACGUUUACUCACCUGGAAGUUGUGCACCUAGACGCCGAAACUUCGAGAGACGAGCCGUCGUUGCACAGUAAACACACUUGGCAGAUGAAAUUGUAUCAGGGAAGUUGGAGAAGAGGCGUCACCGCGGGAGGAUGUCGGAAUAAUCAAGAAACCUUCCACAUAAACCCGCAGCUGCAUCUGAUUCUCAGCGAGAUGGAAGAGGUGAUCGUGUCGUUGAAUCAGCAUUCCAUCAUGGAGCCGAAAGUGAUCGGUUUCACGGCGUACACCCUGCCGAAGAACAGCACCGAGUCGAUAAAUAAGCAGUUCUUCAAGAAAAACAAGUCCUUAGUUAACUCGCAAUACACGAACAGUCGGCAGGUGAGCCACAGGUGUCAGCUCGAGCAGGGUGGUUACCUGUUGGUACCUACGACCUUCGAGCCGACUCAAGAAACGAGUUUCACGUUACGGGUCUACAGCAGUAAGCCUCUAAAACUCAAGCUGCUGGACACUCCGCCGUCGUUAAUGAAAUCGGCAAUCGUGAAGGCGCCUCCUCUGGAAGGAAAAGGUUUCUCCCAAUACGAAGCGGUGUUUCUACAGCUCGCCGACGAGCACAGGACCGUAAACGCCUUCGAGUUGCAGGAGCUCUUGGAGGCUUGUUUACCGAAUGAUUACAUCAAAAGCUGCGCCUGCAUGGAGGUCUGCCGGCAAGUAGUGCUCACCAUGGACAGCUCCGGGAGCGGUCGUCUGAAGUUCAACGACUUCAAGGAUCUUAUGUGCAGUUUAAAGUACUGGCAAGCCGCUUUUAAGAACCACACGAAGGAGAAGACAGGUAUACUCAAGGCGGAGAGACUGCGGGACGCCUUGCUGGAAGUUGGUUUCCAAUUAAACACAGACGUACUGUCGAUCUUGAUUCUGCGAUACAUGAGGAAAGACGGGACUCUCCGAUUCGGCGACUUUGUCUCGGCGAUAUUGCACCUGAGCGACGCAUUCGGUAUAUUCGAGAGCAAGGAUCCUCUGCAGAACGGGACCAUAAAGUUGAGCUUGUCGGAGUGGUUGAGAUCAUCCCUGAUGUGCUGAGAGAGCGUCAGUCAAACGCGAAACCCAUACGUGUACCUUGAAUCGUCUCUGUAAAUACAACAUCUCGUUUUUCUAUCUCGACUCUCUAGCUGUAAGUUUUAGCCAUAUUAACGAUACUAGCGCGCGACCCCGUCCAUCGUUCUCGCACUGUGUAAAAUAAUGUCAUUGUUUUUUACAUUACCGCGCUCUUUUACCCGUCGUCGGAUCAUCGUUCGCCCUUGUGUAAAAUUACGACUAAGGAGCUAUGUACGAUACGUUGUUUGUGUAAGCAUAUCGCACUGGACAAUAAAAUUAAGUUUAUUUUGUAUAGUUCCUGAAUAUAUACCUUCCAUCGGAUACGCUCUUGACGCGCACACAUGUAACUCGUGCAGAUUCAAUAAAGAUGUCAACUGUA
This is a messenger RNA of Harpegnathos saltator (Jerdon's jumping ant), 4174 nucleotides long. It is a transcript of the gene CalpC, whose product is annotated as calpain C. The transcript has 16 exons. Gene Ontology annotation, biological process: proteolysis. The record is from RefSeq and is a predicted model, not a curated record. The coding region runs from base 1777 to 3780 and encodes 667 amino acids. NCBI's taxonomy places the organism in Eukaryota, Metazoa, Arthropoda, Insecta, Hymenoptera, Formicidae. Gene Ontology annotation, cellular component: cytoplasm. Gene Ontology annotation, molecular function: calcium-dependent cysteine-type endopeptidase activity.